Messenger RNA from Dromaius novaehollandiae (emu), 4971 nucleotides. It is a transcript of the gene KCTD10, whose product is annotated as potassium channel tetramerization domain containing 10. The record is from RefSeq and is a predicted model, not a curated record. Gene Ontology annotation, cellular component: Cul3-RING ubiquitin ligase complex. Gene Ontology annotation, biological process: proteasome-mediated ubiquitin-dependent protein catabolic process; protein homooligomerization; negative regulation of Rho protein signal transduction. Bases 120 to 1064 code for a protein of 314 amino acids. NCBI's taxonomy places the organism in Eukaryota, Metazoa, Chordata, Aves, Casuariiformes, Dromaiidae. The transcript is spliced from 7 exons. Gene Ontology annotation, molecular function: protein binding; ubiquitin-protein transferase activity.
UUCGGGGGAGCACCCGGGUGGGGGCGGGGGGGGCGGGCCGGAAGUGACGUAAUAGGGCGGAAGCUCCUCCCGCCCCGGCGCUUCCGCUCGCUCGGCCGUGGGGCUGCGCAGGGCUUUUCAUGGAAGAGAUGUCGGGAGAAAGUGUGGUGAGCUCAGCAGUGCCGGCGGCUGCAACUCGCACCACCUCCUUCAAAGGGACCAGUCCGAGCUCCAAGUAUGUGAAGCUGAACAUUGGUGGUGCCCUCUACUACACCACCAUGCAGACCCUGACCAAGCAGGACACCAUGCUCAAGGCCAUGUUCAGUGGCCGCAUGGAGGUCCUCACCGACAGCGAAGGCUGGAUUCUGAUCGACCGCUGUGGGAAACAUUUUGGGACGAUACUGAACUACCUGCGUGAUGGGGCUGUGCCGCUCCCUGAGAGUCGCAGAGAGAUAGAAGAGUUGUUGGCUGAAGCAAAGUACUACCUGGUCCAGGGCCUGGUGGACGAGUGCCAGGCAGCCUUGCAGCAGAACAAAGAUGCAUAUGAACCGUUUUGCAAGGUACCAGUGAUCACUUCUUCCAAGGAAGAGCAAAAACUUAUAGCCACUUCUAAUAAGCCAGCAGUGAAGUUGCUAUAUAACAGAAGCAACAACAAAUAUUCCUAUACCAGUAACUCUGACGACAACAUGCUGAAGAACAUUGAACUAUUUGAUAAGCUGUCCUUGAGGUUUAAUGGGAGAGUGCUCUUUAUAAAAGACGUGAUAGGAGAUGAGAUCUGCUGCUGGUCUUUUUAUGGGCAGGGACGGAAGAUUGCCGAAGUCUGUUGCACUUCCAUUGUUUAUGCUACUGAGAAAAAACAGACAAAGGUGGAGUUCCCAGAAGCCCGCAUUUAUGAGGAGACACUGAACAUUCUGCUGUACGAGUCCCAGGAUGGGCGAGGACCCGACAACGCACUCUUAGAAGCCACAGGAGGGGCAGCUGGCCGCUCCCAUCACUUAGAUGAAGAUGAGGAGCGAGAGCGCAUUGAACGGGUGCGACGAAUUCAUAUUAAACGUCCGGAUGACAGGGCACAUCUGCAUCAGUGAGCUGAGCGACAGCUGCAGACUGCACAGUCCUGCCUGGAAGGCGCUGCCCUCGCCUGGUCCUUUAUCUACAGUAGGUGAUCAGGCACCUUAACUUCUAUUCAGCGAAGUCUGUAAAUUAUGUUUUGUAACAAACUAGAUUAUUUGGAGUAUUUAAGUGAAGUAGUUCUAGAACAAGAAUAAAAAAGGUUAUUGGGCAUGUGAUAGGUAUUGUAAGGCCCUAUUGAGCAUCUGGAGAAAUGCCCUGAAUUUUUAGCACUCUCAUUUUUACUAUUGUGUGGCUGGUGAGGAAGAGGGCUGGCUUCCUUCGGCUUUAGUAAUUAUCCUGCACUUUAAAAAAAACAUAGAAAAAGAAAAAAAAAGAAAAAAUAAAAAGGUCAGUCAGUCGCAUACCUUCCCCCGAGGCACUCGCUGACCCUAUCCCCUCUUAGGCCUUACGGCAUGGGAGAAAUGCCAUUAUCUAAACAAACCAGAGCUACUGUAGAAUUCCCUCUCCUCCAAGCCCGUAGGCGAUAGGGUUGGUAGCUCCGGAGUGCCUCAGUGUGACUUCUGGAAGGACAAAUGGCAUGUGCUGGCUGGGUUCCUGCAGUGCUUGGGGGCAGAAGGAGCCUGCGCAAUGCCAGGCUGCGUUGGUGGCUGUGCCCUCGGGGCAGGUGGAAGGGAGCACGAGAACAGCUUGGGCUCGGCUUGCCAGGCAGCUGUGCUCCCGGUGUGCUCCCUGCAGCUCCCGGGACCUGCCCUCCAACAGUUCGGUGAAACUCCUGCAGCACCGAACUGUAGAGACCCACCCCUGCUUUAUUGGUGCAGUUCAAGGGUGGAAGAUGUUAAAAUUCCUCCAGGAGGAGGAUUAGGAGCAAAUUGUACUUGAUUGCUUUUCCUUAAGGUGGUGUUGCUACCAGCUAGUCAGCGCUUACUACUUUUGCUUCACCCCAGAUCUCCGUUGGGGUGUUUAUUUUCCAUCAGAUUCUGGAUCUGUGAGCUGUGCUUUCUUUGCUCUUUGCCACAGGUAAGAUUUCAUCACAGGUUGCAAACACUCCACGCAAGCCUGGUGUAGGUAGGAGGCCAGCGGAUGUAGUUCAAGUUCUGUAACCGAAAGAGGAGCAUGGUCUUGCUUUGAGCGAGGGCAGCGAGAUCGCCGUCGGGCAGAGGAGUAGACAGUGGCACAGAGGGAGUUAUUCCUUGUUUGCCUCUAUCCUGAGCAUAUUUCCAAGUCUCUUCAAGGAUGGCAGCUGUGUGUGAAAGGGCAGAGCUAAAAUGUUGUGUGGAGAAGAGAGAUAUUCUAGUUUUCUAAGAGUACUUUUCUAUUAUUAAUUAAUAUUUUAUCUACCUCCUAGUCUCUUGUUGCCUACUAUGGAGUCAAGUAGCAAUUACAGUGGAAGAUCAUGUAUUAUUCAGUGGGAUUGGAUGCUAAAGGAUAAUGAGAAGAGCCACAAUUGUAAUGGUUAAUAUAACAAAUCUUGGGAGGGAGAGAAAGAACACCUGCAGUAGGAAGCCUUAAACUUCAAUCAGGGUGACACCUUGGCACACACCAGGAUACUUUGGCUCUUUCUAGAGUUUUUUGUAUCUUCAUAUGGAAUAUGUAGGCCUGGCCUUAAUGACCAGACAUCCCAUACAGAGCUGCGACUCCGUGUUCCUGUUACUCAGUGACGUGGUUAGUUGCUUUUGUCAAGCUUCCUGCUGCAAGGAUUCCUUUUCCUGACUCAAAGCUGAUUAUGGCAUAUUAACACUUUAAAUACCAAAGGUGUUGUCAGCAUCACCAGCUACGUUACUCUAGUACUUGUAUUUCUAAUAGCGGUUACAUCCAAAACUACGUAUAGCCUGUCUUUAGCGGCUAAAAUAAAGCAUUAAGCCUUUUGUUUGCUCAGUGGUACAAUUUUGGAGCGUUGUGUAAAGCUAAAAAAACUUUCAAAGUUAGGUUGAGGACUUCCUUUUAGUAACCAAAGAAUUUUCUAGUUAUAGACAGCUGGUGUCUGUGUGGCAGAUGUGGUCAUUGUACCUGUCUACUCUUUCUUCUUCAGAUCCUGAUUGAUAUGUAAGAGCUCAGCAGGAAACAAAGUGUCAGUUAUACUGUAGUUUAAUAGCUCCAGCUAUGUCCUGACGGUUACAGGCUUCUAUUUUAAGCUGUACUGAUGUGUGUGUCACUGAUACAACACGUCUUAGGUUUGUGGGAGUUCAUAGCGCAGACUGUUGUUCUGAGGGAUCCAAUGCCUCUCCCUUCUUACAGGGGGCAGAGGGAGGGCGGUGGAAGACAAGUCCCCUGAAUUGUUCCGUCUCUUCAGCACUCUGUGUUUUGACGCUUACUGGCGUGUUAACAGGCUCUCAGUGGGUGUUUGGGUGCCUGUGACUGACCUACUGUCCUUGACAUGGUUUAGAAGCUGCAGUUUAAAGCCAUUCAAAGUCCCUUGUCUCAGCCGUCCAUCUGUGCUCUGCAGGACGUUAGAGAAUGAAAAGGAAACACCAGCUGAUUACUGUAGAAUACAGUGAGGGUCUAGAGAGCAAACCCUGCUUCCUCCUUUAAUGCUAUAGCGGUGGCUCCCUCCUGUACGAUACGAGGGACAGGCCAUCCUCCUCCUCCUCCUGCUCAGCUGGACUUUUAGCUGUGCUGAUUUCCCCAGAUGGUGCAGAGGAGACUCCGGCAACCCAGCAGUGGUUGUUCAAACAGCAUCCAGUAGCUCAUUGUAGUGUAACAGCAGGUUUGGCUCUAGGAGUUGAAGUGUGUUGACACCAGUGCUAAGCACCUGACAGAUCACACCUAAGUGAUUAACUUCUCUGUAAAUAGUUCCUUAACUGGUUUCAGCAUUUCCUCUUCCAGUUUUUACAAACUUAGUUCUUAAAGGGGGGGGGGGGGGGUGAUUACUUGUAAUCUUUGUACAGUUGUUUGUAGCGGUAUUGUUCAUUUUAGUCAGUCACUCCAGGAGAUUUGAGGCACAGGUUGAGUAAAUUGGAAAUUCUGUAUUGGAUUUAUGGACACAAGCUCUGCCUUAACACACUCCUCAUUUAGCCCUCUAAUUGCUGUGGUUGCGUAAUAGAGCUGUACUGUUGUCAUGUGUUACAACAUCCUUCACCUGCUGGCCAUUUGCCCUUGGUACAGGUUUGACUGUUCUGUCAAGGGAGACUUAGUGCACAAAAGCAGCUCCCAGAGCCAGGUAAUGCCAUUGCACAACUGCUGUCAGCUCUUGAGCCUUUUUACUUUAAAUGGUUUUGCCUCUGUGGCUUUCAGUUGAAGACAGGACAGUGAACAGCUAUCCUGGUCGCAAGCAGCUCUUACAUUACCUAGUACUGUGUGACGUUAACAGUGCGUGCAGAACUGUCCUGUUUGAUUCAUACACACUACUCUCCAGCUCCCCAGAACAGGCGCUAAUACUGACAGCAUGGCAGAGCAGACCUGACUAAAAUCUUACUCCAGGAAGUGUUUUUAUCCUUCAAAGUGAAGCAGAAAACCUUGCCUCAAGACUGCUGCUUGUGACACAGUUAGGGCUCCAGGGUGGGCAGGAGUAAUCACCAGCCACUGGCUUAAAGGGAGGUUAGGAUGUGUUUACACUCCAGUACAUCAGCGUAGCUGUAACACCAUGGAGCAGCUGCACCUGUAUUUACAGAGGCCCAGGCAGGUUCUGGAGCCCACACUGAGCUCCACCUGCUGCAGGACACUGCCGGUUCAAAGCCAUUGUAUAUGUUUCCAAGCUCUGGUCUUCCCUUUAAUGAAAGGGUAGGUGGAACCUUUUAGUCUUAACAGCACUGUUUCAUUUCAUGGACACCAAUAGCAUGUUCAUCUGUUCUGUACAAUCAUUCCCUCCCAUUUUAUACUUAAGCUUUUUUGUGCAUAAGUGGAUAUUAAUGUAUGGUUUGUGUUUGCAAUAUGUACUUUUCAUUUUUUAAUAUAAUGCAAAAUAAAUUAGAAAUUUCAUAUUUA